Messenger RNA from Sorghum bicolor (sorghum), 1312 nucleotides. RefSeq names its product desumoylating isopeptidase 1-like. Gene Ontology annotation, molecular function: peptidase activity. Gene Ontology annotation, biological process: protein modification by small protein removal. The transcript has 5 exons. Lineage: Eukaryota; Viridiplantae; Streptophyta; Magnoliopsida; Poales; Poaceae. Bases 255 to 1193 code for a protein of 312 amino acids. The record is from RefSeq and is a predicted model, not a curated record.
GCUCAUCAGAAGCGAAGGCAAGUGACGACGGAAGCGGUUGGUUUCUGCACACAACAGGCGAACAACACACAAAAAAAAAAUCCUCUUUGCUUCUCUCGUCUCCUCUCACCUCUGCACUCCACGCAAGAGAUACUCCCGCGCGAGGACGCAACGCAACCGAGGCGAUUCGUUCCCCUUCCAUACACCCGCCCGCCCUGGUAUCUGCAUAUCCUCCCCGGUUCAGCUGCUUCGGGGGCCAAGCUCGGGCGGAGAAGAUGGCAGAGGAUGGGUACCCGGUGAAGCUGCACAUCUACGAUCUUAGCCAAGGGAUGGCGCGGCAGCUCUCGGCGACGAUCCUCGGCAAGGCUAUCGAGGCUAUUUGGCACACCGGUGUUGUCGUCUACGGCCGCGAGUACUACUUUGGCGGCGGCAUCCAGCAAGGCCAGCCCGGCCGGACGCCCUACGGCACGCCCAUCCGUGUGGAGGACCUGGGCGUCACCCACGUCCCCAGGGAGGUGUUCGAGGAGUUCCUCCGGGAGAUCGGCCCGCGCUACACCCCGGCCACCUACAAGCUCCUCAGCCACAACUGCAACAACUUCAGCAACGAGGUCGCGCAGUUCCUCGCUGGCGCCGCCAUCCCCAGCUACAUCCUCGAGCUGCCGAACCAAGUGAUGAACAGCCCGGUCGGCGCUUUGAUAUUGCCGAUGAUCCAGGGGCUGGAGGCGAGCUUGGGAGCUGGGGCUGUGCCGCAGCCACCACAAUUCAGGCCGGCUCCUGCAGCCCCGGUUGGCGCCGCCACCGUGACUCGGCCGCUGACGACGAAAGACGACGUGGUGCCAAGAUCGACGACUGCUGAUGAUGAUAAACCGGAGGCUGCCAAGACAGCAGCGGGCAAUAAUGGCAGUGCCAAUGACAGCACGGCCGUAGUUCCACCGGCGGUGCAGCCCGCAGCAGCACCGGCGACAUCCGCCGGUGAGGUGAGCAGCGCGGCGCCUACUACGGUUUCAACCAAGCUGGCGGCGCCUCCUCCUCCAGACCCCCUUGCGGCGGCGAAGAGCCGGGUGCAGGAGGAGAUAAAGCGCGAGUUCGCGGCCAUCAUGGCGGCCGGCACGGCGCGUGCCGGCGAGGCCGCCGCGCUGGCCACGCGCAGGGUCAUGGAGCGGCACGGCCUGCAGCGCGCCGCUGCCGCUGCCGCUGCCGCCCACCGAGGGUAGGCGGCAUAGGUAACACGUAGUGUCGGUGGCGUUCGUCGUGCAACUGUAAUCGCUCGUUCCGUUACGCUUGUUAAAUUUGUGGAUGGUCGGUCGGUCGGUCAGUCAGUGUUGGCCUCGGA